AAGCGGAAGCGGAAGCGGCGCAGAGCUCGGGCGGCCCCGCAGCGCGUGCAGUGGGCUCCGGCGCCUGACAGACCCCUCCCGGCCGCCGUCCGACCCCCCCCCCCCACACCGGGCGCCGGACCGCCGCCAUGAUCCUGCUCGAGGUCAACAACCGCAUCAUCGAGGAGACGCUCGCGCUCAAGCUCGACGGCGCGGCCGCCGGAAACAAGCCCGAGGCCGUGGAAGUAACGUUUGCAGACUUCGAUGGAGUCCUCUACCACAUCUCCAAUCCCAAUGGAGACAAGACCAAAGUGAUGGUCAGCAUCUCCCUGAAGUUCUACAAGGAGCUACAGGAACACGGUGCCGACGAGUUACUGAAGCGAGUCUAUGGCAGCUACCUGGUAACUCCCGAGUCGGGCUACAACGUGUCGCUACUCUACGACCUGGAGAACCUCCCUGCCGACAAGGAUGCUCUGGUGCACCAGGCCGGCAUGCUGAAGCGUAACUGCUUCGCCUCCGUCUUCGAGAAGUACUUCAAGUUCCAGGAAGAAGGGAAGGAGGGGGAGAAGAGGGCGGUCAUCCACUACCGGGACGACGAGACCAUGUACGUCGAGGCGAAGAAGGACCGCGUGACGGUUGUCUUCAGCACGGUUUUCAAGGACGAUGACGACGUGGUGAUCGGGAAGGUGUUCAUGCAGGAAUUCAAGGAGGGGCGACGUGCCAGCCACACAGCCCCCCAGGUGCUCUUCAGCCACCGGGAGCCCCCCCUGGAGCUGAAGGACACCGACGCUGCCGUGGGUGACAACAUCGGCUACAUCACCUUCGUGCUGUUCCCCCGCCACACCAACGCCGCGGCCCGGGACAACACCAUCAACCUGAUCCACACCUUCCGCGACUACCUGCACUAUCACAUCAAGUGCUCCAAGGCCUACAUCCACACACGCAUGAGGGCAAAGACAUCCGACUUCCUCAAGGUGCUGAACCGAGCCCGGCCCGACGCCGAGAAGAAGGAGAUGAAAACUAUCACGAGCCUGCUGGGGGCCGGGCACGUGUCCAGCCAGCGCCAGGCCCCGGCGGGCGCGGAGCACAGAGCAGCCAGGCAGCGCAGUUGAGGCCAGGACAGGCAGUGCAGAUAGGUACCGCCAGGGCGCGCCCCCAGCGCCCCGGCACCAGUGCUCCCCACGGCCUCCCACAGCACACAGGGCUCCCCCCACCUUCUCCCGGGGGCUUCACGCCUCCCGGAGCGGCCUUACAGGCCAGGCAUGUUCGCACCGUCCUCUCCAUGCCCCGUGGGCGUCCCCACGUGAGCCCAGGGCAGCUGGCGGUAGCAGCGGUACCAAGUGGGCACCCGGGGGGCU
This is a messenger RNA of Alligator mississippiensis (American alligator), 1337 nucleotides long. RefSeq names its product actin related protein 2/3 complex subunit 2 (gene ARPC2). Gene Ontology annotation, molecular function: structural constituent of cytoskeleton; actin filament binding. Gene Ontology annotation, biological process: actin filament polymerization; Arp2/3 complex-mediated actin nucleation. The coding region runs from base 129 to 1091 and encodes 320 amino acids. The record is from RefSeq and is a predicted model, not a curated record. NCBI's taxonomy places the organism in Eukaryota, Metazoa, Chordata, Crocodylia, Alligatoridae. The transcript is spliced from 10 exons. Gene Ontology annotation, cellular component: Arp2/3 protein complex; actin cytoskeleton.